Molecule: messenger RNA, 145 nt
Organism: Plasmodium gaboni
Lineage: Eukaryota; Apicomplexa; Aconoidasida; Haemosporida; Plasmodiidae
Source: the annotation of a RefSeq genome assembly
AAAAAAACCCCAGCCAUACCUACCGAUAUAUUUCGUGUGCUUAAUAUACCCCAAAACGAUUAUGAAAUACCUGAUAAAAUAUCUACUAAUAGAUAUGUCCCAUAUGGUCAAUAUAAAGGAAAAACAUAUAUAUAUGUUGAAGGAG